AUGAACCGCGCAGUCCAAAUGACGAUGCUACAUGAAUAUAUGUUAACAUCUGAUGGAAGUUGUAGCGGUUCAUGCAGCGGCAUUAAUACACAUAAGAUCUACCGUGAGUACGAGGAUUUUCAAAAAAAAACAUGGUACCCAGAGAAUCCAUGCCAGGGAAUGAUAAACGAGUGUCGGGACAUGAACUAUGUUGAGUUUUGUGAAAUGCCUGGUAAUUUCAAAGAACGUCUGAUUUAUGUAGAUAAUUAUGAUGACCGCACCUAUGGCAGCACCCAAAACUGUUGGUUCGGUAAAAAGAGCGCACUUUGGAAGUUAAUGAUUGGUGCUUAUAGGUGUCACCCCUGCUUGUGUCAAUGUAUAGAAGACAAAGCCGAGUCAAAGGCUACUCGCACAGUGAGUUUCAGACCACAAAGGACGGAUGUGAACAAAAAUAUGGUACUGACUGGUAUACGAUUUAUCAAAAAAAAUCAAGUAAUUCAUUUGCAAAUCGAGCAGGGAAAGCUGAUUAAAGAUGGACGUAUUGAAAACGGUACUACUGAAUGGCUACCGAUUGACGAAUUUAAGUAUGAUGCAGAAACUGAGGGUGGAGCUUUCGUAAGAGUUGUUAAUGAUAAAGAAAUACCAAUGAAGAAAGAUAUAGAUUACGGGUUUAUAACCGAUAAACGUCGCUACUUUUAUCUAGACGAUCUCAUCGUUGAAGAACCAAAUUAUGUCAUUACAGGUGCGAGGUUGACACUCGCGAUGUUUUCUCCUGACGACUUUCAACUGGAAGUCCGGGUAACAAGGUUCAAUUUCACAACUGGCUCAUUGAUUCCGCUGGAUCCAAAACGUAAGGUUCAAGGGAAUGUUGAGAGUAACGGUGGAAACAUAUCUUCACAAUGGAUCUCUGCAGAUUUGCUUAUGCUGUUUACAACUAAAAAAUACGUAGAUCGAAAAUUUGUGGACGUCAAAGAAAAAAUGGAUCCUGUAAACAGCUACAAUAAUAUACCUGACUCAGAAGAUCAUUCACGAUUGAUGCUAACUCAUUCGAGUGUUAUUGACGAUGUCGGACAAAGUACGAUCCCGUACUUUGAUAUUCAGCCGGUGGUUCCAGAGCCUAGAGUCGCGCUGGACGGAAUCGGACUUUAUCACCGCGGCAACGGUGAAUCUGGAGGAUUUUUGAGUCUCAAACUUUUCACUCACAACAUUUCAAAUUAUUUGAAUCCCGUUAUAAAAUCGGGCAUGUUAACUACUGAAGAAAUAAACGACAUCAAACUGGAUAUGGAGUUUUCAGAACUAGAAUAA
This is a messenger RNA of Microplitis demolitor, 1284 nucleotides long. RefSeq lists its product as uncharacterized. The transcript has 4 exons. The record is from RefSeq and is a predicted model, not a curated record. Bases 1 to 1284 code for a protein of 427 amino acids. NCBI's taxonomy places the organism in Eukaryota, Metazoa, Arthropoda, Insecta, Hymenoptera, Braconidae.